This is a messenger RNA of Lepisosteus oculatus (spotted gar), 3248 nucleotides long. It is a transcript of the gene cldng, whose product is annotated as claudin g. Lineage: Eukaryota; Metazoa; Chordata; Actinopteri; Semionotiformes; Lepisosteidae. Gene Ontology annotation, biological process: bicellular tight junction assembly; cell adhesion. The record is from RefSeq and is a predicted model, not a curated record. Gene Ontology annotation, molecular function: structural molecule activity. Gene Ontology annotation, cellular component: bicellular tight junction; plasma membrane.
GGCAGGAGAGGGCUACAGUGAUUGAUCUUUCUUCUGAAGACAACAGAUGCUUGAAUCGAUCAGCUACAGGAGGCAGGCCACAAAGGACUGCCGUUGCUCAGGCUCACAGUGACAGAGCCUCAGAGACAGACCAAGCAGGAGCAGCUCAGCACUGUCUUGCCUGUCAGUAAAGCAAGCGAGCAGAGAGCCCCGAUUCCUGGAUGUCCAAGGGGCGGCUGAGCCAAUGGAAUCCACAUCUGGGCACAGAAGGAAAAAUCAGCAAGAAAGCUGAAGCCCCAUGUCUGCAGCCCAGCCAGUGAGUUUAAAAGGAUAGAGUUGUAAAUUUGGGGGAAUUACAAUCCCAAAGCAAAAUGGCGAGCAUGGCAGUGCAGCUGCUGGGUUUCUUCUUGGGCCUGUUCGGUCUGUUCGGGACGCUGGUGGCCACCGUGCUGCCCCACUGGCGCCGGACGGCCUACGUGGGCUCCAACAUCAUCACGGCCACCGCCUACAUGAAGGGCCUGUGGAUGGAGUGCGCGUGGCACAGCACCGGCAUCUACCAGUGUGAGAUUCACCGCUCCCUGCUGGCUCUGCCCCAGGACCUGCAGGCAGCGCGCGCCCUGAUGGUCAUCUCGUGCGUGCUGUCCGCCUUGGCCGCCGUCUUCUCCUCGGUGGGCAUGAAGUGCACGCGCUGCGCCCGCGGCUCCUCGGCCAAGAACGCCCUGGCGGUGGGCGGCGGCGCCCUUUUCGUGGUGGCGGGCCUGUUGUGCUUGGUGCCCGUGUCCUGGUCCACCAACGACGUCAUCCGGGACUUCUACAGCCCCCUGCUGCCCAACAGCAUGAAGUACGAGAUCGGACAGGCCAUCUACGUGGGGUUCGUCUCCGCCGGACUCACCAUCACGGGGGGCCUGUUGCUCUGCCUGUCCUGUGUGGAGACCAGGAACCCCGCUGCCUACCACGCCCGGGCCCACAACGGCAUGCAGAGGCCGGCUCCCGCGUGCCGGCCCCCGGCUGCCUACAAGGCCAACCACAACCCCUCCUGCUCCUCGGCCUCCAGCAGCGGCUACCGGCUUAGCGACUACGUGUGAGCAGGGAGCCACUGCGGCCUGGGCCGCGACUAGACUAUGGGUUAGGGGCUGACAGUCUUCAGGGGGCACAGGAAUUUGCGACUGAGCUUUGAGGACUCAGGGGCUUGAGUCAGUCACUGGUCAGGAUAUUUUGGGAGUGCCUUUGCCCAUUGAAGGGACAAAAAUGAUAUGAAAGCAGGCUUGGACACGUGCUGGAUCUACCUGCCGUGCAGAAUAUGUUAUUGUGACAACUGUGUGUUCCAGAUACCUCCAGAGCGCCACACUGCUGGGAAACCAUUCCUCCGAGGGCGGCCUCCAGAGCGAACACAUGUUUUUUCCCCGUACAGAAAAAGAGGCACAUGCAAUGAAACAUUCUGUGAACUCACUGCAACAUUCCUAUAGGUACACCUGGGGGCUGGGAACGUCACAGGCCAAAAGUUUAGAUCUCACAAAUCUAUUAUCGGCAAUAUUCUGCAUUUUUAAGUGUUAUCUUGGAUCCUCUGUCUUUGAUUGAUAAAUGCCAUACAGCUACCUUUAACUGAACAAGCAGGUGUGUAAAUGUGUAUUACAGUAUAACAAGUACGAUGGAUGAAAAAGUAAAAUGUUGUUAGUUAAUUUAAGCCAGGCCUUGUACAGUUUAAUUAUUAUGGGAGUUCAGAAGUACACCGGAAAGUGAUUGUAUUAUGUGUUCAAACACAAACAGCUGUAAUAUUACUUUUUGGGAUGGUUAUUUCCUUAGUUCUAGACAAUUACAUACAUUAUCUUCUUCAAUUUUCUCAAUGAAUUUGGCAGCACACUGUAUAUUAAGCUACUGCAGCCACACAGGCACCCUUCCAGAGGAAGACCUUACCUGUCUCUUGGUUUGGCGAUUGGCAGUGUGGAGUUGUUAAGAUGUGUGGGAUAUUUUAGAAUAAUGUCAUGUCUGCACUGCAUUUUAGUCUAGGGCUGAUUCUACUGAAUUUGCUUUGCAAAGCAUUUCCCAUUCAAUGGUGCAUUUAAGACUUUUGCUGUUUUGAUCCACAGUUAUGUUGUCAAUGUAGAAUUUGUAUGUUUUUUUGUUUAUUUCUUAUUUUUACUGUGUCUUUCACCAUCAGUCUUAUGGAGUUAUUUUUAAAGAGUGAAGUUGCUCACUAUUAUGUUAAAACCAAUAGUAGAUCAUUACGAUGGACUGAAGUCCAACAGUCCUGUCUUCAGUGCCAUGCUUCCUGGAUAGACUCUACUGUAGCCUGGCAGUUGGUCUCACCAGGAAGUAACAGCUAUCUGAUACUACAGUAGAUGGGUGAAUGCUGAAGAAUUGAGCUGGGUCCUUAGCACUGCAGGAUUAUAACUCUAGUGUUUUAGGUACGAUUGAGGGCUGGGGUGCCUUCCGACUGGAAUGAGCAAUCAUCUCCUCAAGAUCAUAAUGGCUGUUCUAUGGGUAGGCGGGUUUCCUCACACCCCUGAAAAGAUAACGUGCUUGGCUAAGCUAAAUUGCUAGAAAUAAGAGUGGAAGCUGUUUCUUGUUACCCAGUCCUGCCAGCUACAGUGCUGAUGCUUAUAGAUGAGAUUCAGGAGCAGAAGGUAAAGGAUUGAGCUCUAAUGGAGCUGAGCAUGCUUAAUUCUAUAAUCCCACAAUGAACUCUUUAAAACAGAAUGUGCCAACAGCUCUCAAAAUUAGUAUCAAAUGUUAAUUUCUCUGCCUAAGAGGUGAAAAAAUAUACCCAUCAAGGAUACUCAGAAGAAGCUAAAACAUGAAUGUCACUUCAUUAUUAUUGAAUAAAGACAGUAAUAUAUAAUAUGACAUUCUCUGCUUAAAUGUGGAUCUAGGUCACUUGCUGCACAAUAUCCAAAAAGCAUCAACCACAAAGGAAUUGAAUGCAACAGUUGUUAUUGGGUCCAAUACUCAGGUGCUGCAUUUGUACUUUUAGUAAAUAUAAAGUUAGUUGGCUUUUUUCGUUUGAACAUUUGUAAUGCAGCACUUUUUUAAUAUACCCUACACCUAAUUUGAAAAAUGAUAAUUUAACUUCAAGGUGAGUUGGACGUAUUUGCAAAAACAUAAUUAAAAUAGUUUCUACAGUAUCUGCUAAAGUGUCUUGUAUUUUUUUCAUCAGCUUUUUCCAGGUAUUUUAAAAAUCAAGAAUGUGUGCACAGAUGUUUCUUACCCCGGUAUAUAAUCAACCAUUUGACUGUAUUUUAGUUUUUUGUAUAAACCAUUAAACCUUUUAA